Messenger RNA from Mobula hypostoma (lesser devil ray), 4084 nucleotides. RefSeq names its product glycogen phosphorylase, muscle form. The transcript is spliced from 20 exons. Lineage: Eukaryota; Metazoa; Chordata; Chondrichthyes; Myliobatiformes; Myliobatidae. Gene Ontology annotation, cellular component: cytoplasm. The coding region runs from base 115 to 2646 and encodes 843 amino acids. Gene Ontology annotation, molecular function: glycogen phosphorylase activity; pyridoxal phosphate binding. The record is from RefSeq and is a predicted model, not a curated record. Gene Ontology annotation, biological process: glycogen catabolic process.
AUUAAUGAGGGGGGGUUGGCGGCGGCCGGGGUGCAGUCGCUCGCUCGGCGUCGCCGCUAACGGUUCGGUUCGGUCCGGUCUCUCUCUCUCCGUCCCUCCGCCCAGCAGGCAGACAUGUCGCGGCCGCUGACCGACCUGGAGCGCAGGAAGCAGAUCAGCGUGAGGGGGCUGGCCGGCGUCGAGAACGUCUCCGACCUGAAGAAGAACUUCAACCGGCACCUGCACUUCACGCUGGUGAAGGACCGCAAUGUGGCCACCCCCCGCGACUACUACCAGGCGCUGGCCCACACCGUGCGCGACCACCUGGUCGGCCGCUGGAUCCGCACCCAGCAGUACUACUACGAGAAGGACCCCAAGCGUAUCUACUACCUGUCGCUGGAGUUUUACAUGGGCCGUACACUGCAGAACACCAUGGUGAACCUUGGUCUACAGAGUGCCUGCGAUGAAGCCAUCUAUCAGCUUGGGUUGGACAUGGAAGAACUAGAAGAUAUUGAGGAAGAUGCUGGGCUUGGAAACGGAGGUCUGGGCAGGUUGGCAGCCUGCUUUCUGGACUCCAUGGCGACCUUGGGGCUGGCCGCCUACGGCUACGGAAUCCGGUACGAGUUCGGCAUCUUCAACCAGAAGAUCUCCAACGGCUGGCAGGUGGAGGAGGCUGACGAUUGGCUGAGAUUCGGCAACCCCUGGGAGAAGGCCCGCCCGGAGUACACCAUCCCCGUCAACUUCUAUGGCCGGGUCGAGUACACCCCUGAAGGGGUCAAAUGGGUGGACACCCAGGUGGUCUUGGCUCUCCCCUACGACACGCCGGUGCCAGGAUACAGGAACAACACCGUCAACACCAUGCGGCUGUGGUCGGCCAAGGCUCCCAACGAGUUUAAGCUGGAGGACUUCAACAUCGGUGGCUACAUCCAGGCUGUGCUGGACAGGAACCUGGCCGAGAACAUCUCCCGAGUCCUCUACCCCAAUGACAACUUCUUCGAAGGCAAAGAGCUGCGGCUGAAGCAGGAGUACUUCGUGGUCGCCGCCACGCUGCAGGAUAUCAUCCGCCGCUUCAAGUCCUCCAAGUUCGGCAGCCGCGACAUCGUGCGCACCACGUUUGACGCUUUCCCCGAGAAGGUUGCCAUCCAGCUGAACGACACCCACCCGGCACUGGCCAUCCCCGAGCUUAUGAGGAUACUCGUCGACGUCGAGCACGUCAGCUGGGAGAAGGCCUGGGAAAUCACGAGGCGCACGUGCGCCUACACCAACCACACGGUGCUGCCGGAAGCCCUGGAGCGCUGGCCCGUGAACCUCUUCGAGUCCCUGCUGCCCCGCCACCUGUCCAUCAUCUACGAGAUCAACAGGAGGCACCUGGAGAACGUCUCCAAACUGUACCCGGGCGACCACGACCGCUUGCGGCGCAUGUCCCUCAUCGAAGAGGGAGGCUUAAAGAGGAUUAACAUGGCGCACCUGUGCAUCGUCGGGGCGCACGCUGUCAACGGAGUUGCCCGCAUCCACUCGGAGAUCCUGAAGAAGACAAUCUUCAAGGAUUUCUACGAGCUGGAGCCGGACAAGUUCCAGAACAAGACCAACGGGAUCACACCGCGCCGCUGGCUGGUUCUAUGCAACACGGGCCUCGCGGACGUCAUCGCAGAGAAAAUCGGUGAAGAAUACAUCUGUGAACUGGACCAGCUGAAGAAACUGAAGAAUUUCGUGAACGACGAAGGAUUCAUCCGGGCCGUGGCUAAAAUCAAACAGGAGAACAAGCUGAAGUUUGCCACGUACCUGGAGAAGAUGUACAAGGUGAAGAUCAACCCCAACUCCAUGUUCGAUGUUCAGGUCAAGCGAAUCCAUGAAUACAAACGUCAGCUGCUCAACUGUCUCCACAUCAUCACCUUCUAUAACCGGAUAAAGAGAGAGCCGAACAAGCAGUACACACCUCGUACAAUCAUGAUCGGAGGCAAGGCCGCACCUGGAUAUCACAUGGCCAAGCUGAUCAUCAGACUCAUCACGGCCAUCGGAGAUGUGGUGAACAACGACCCCAUGGUGGGAGACCGGCUGAAGGUCAUCUACCUGGAGAACUAUCGGGUGACCCUGGCCGAGAAAGUGAUCCCAGCCUCCGACCUGUCCGAGCAGAUCUCCACAGCCGGAACCGAGGCAUCGGGCACGGGCAACAUGAAGUUCAUGCUGAACGGGGCACUGACCAUCGGAACCAUGGACGGAGCCAAUGUGGAGAUGGCCGAGGAGGCCGGCAUGGACAACUUCUUCAUCUUCGGCAUGCGGGUGGAUGAAGUGGAGGCCAUGGACAGGGACGGGUACCACGCCCAGUCCUACUACGAUCGGAUCCCCGAACUGAAGCAGGCCAUCGACCAGUUGGGCAGUGGAUUCUUCUCUCCCAAAGAGCCCCACCUCUUCAAGGAAAUAGUCAACAUGCUGAUGCACCACGACAGGUUCAAAGUGUUUGCUGACUAUGAGGACUACAUCAAAUGCCAGGACCGCGUCAGCGCCUUGUACAUGAAUUCCAAGGAGUGGACCAAGAUGGUCAUCAAAAACAUCGCUGCCUCAGGGAAGUUCUCCAGCGACAGGACCAUCACGGAGUACGCCCGGCAGAUAUGGGGAGUGGAGCCCAGCAAGCACAAGAUCCCGCCCCCCAGCGAGCCCCGGGAGUGAGGCCGUCUCCGCACGUCCCUCUUCCUCCUCGCCCCCCGACCCCAGCCCGAGUCAAUCGGCGGGUGACGAGGGGUGGGACCUCUCAGCCGUCUGUCUGACGCGACCCCCCCCCCGGCUCUGUUACGACACCCGCCUGCUUUCACAACGUGGUCCCCGAGAUCCCUCAGCCAGGGAGGAAGCUCCCACCUCACGCCGGGUUGAAAACUCCCUUCCGCUCCCACACCCCCACACCCGCCGUGUCUCUAUCAUGGCUGUCACUCUCUCUGUCUCUCACACCAGACCGCCUCCCCAAAUCAAGCCAAGGAACAACGCGGUAAACUGGUGACACGAGUUAGCAGUCUGAGUGAGUUUAACCCAGGGCUCGCGCUCUUCCCCACGCUGCUGCUCUACUUCCGAAGCUGACUGGGAUCCUUCAGCACUUUCCCUUGUGCUCAACAAUCCCCCUUCCCCGCAGGCAAAGGCUGCUGCCUGGGGAUGGCAAGUUCUUUCGCCUUAAAACACAGGGCACACCUGCUAUCCGCCACUGGACCCCCUUGCCACAACCAUAACUUUAACCUGCUGAUCUAGGACGGGAAAGUUAAGUCUUCCCUCAUGCAUUUAAUACGUGAGCAACUUAUCUGAAGUGUAAAUAUUUAUGUUAAACGGGUAUGAAAUUGAACUGCUGAAUAUUGGCCUGGGACACCACCGGUGGCCAACUAGAAGCGGAGGUUUCUUUGUAACCUCGCCCAGCCGGAGAGAAGGUCAGCCACACUCUACAUGGAUGGGGGCCAUCUGACCUCCAGCCAUCUUCAGCUGGGGGGGGUGGGAUCCAUCCUCAGUUCCUGUCUUCUCUCGCGCUCCAGCAGUGGGCAGAUCCGAGCUGUGAAACUCUGCUGAAAGAGGUUAAUCGGACACUGUUCCCACUCUGCUGUGUUCAGACAUGAGCUCCAGGUGUGGGCCCAAGAAAGCAGCUGUCAUUGACAGUCCUCAUCUCAGCCCCUUGUUUCUGCUCUUCGCCAGGUAUCCCCACUCAGCCUGUCCCACCAUUUCCCCCUCCCAGUCUCUUUCCAGCUCCCUCUCUAUCUCCUCCCAGUCUCUUUCCAGCUCCAUCCACCCCUGUCCUCCCAGUCUCCAACCCUGCUCACUGUCCUCCCCUCCCAGUCUCUUUCCAACUCCCCCUCUCUCCUCCCAGUCUCCAACUCUGCUCACUGUCCUCCCCUCCCAGUCUCUUUCCAGCUCCCCCUCUCUCCUCCCCUCCCAGUCUCUUUACAGCUCCCCCUCUCUCCUCCCCUCCCAGUCUCUUUACAGCUCCCCCUCUCUCCUCCCAGUCUCCAACUCCGCUCACUGUCCUCCCCUCCCAGUCUCUUUCCAGCUCCAUCCAUCCCUCUCCUCCCCUCCCAUCUCUUUCCAGCUCCAUCCAUCCCUCUAUUCCCAGUAUCCAACUCUGCUCACUGUCCUC